AUGGGGACUGUCAAAGCCGCGCAAUGCGCUGCGACAGUCAGUCAGCAAUUUCCAAACGUCAGGUUCGCCUUGAUGAUCGGCAUCGGAGCCGGCAUUCCCAACUUUCCCAAACGCGACAUCCGCCUUGGCGAUAUCGCCAUCAGCAUCCCUCGAGAUAAUCAUUCUGGUGUGCUUCAGUAUGACUUUGGCAAGUACGAGGCAGAUGGAAAGUUCGUUCUGAAAGGGUCGCUCGACAAGCCUCCUCCUCUGCUGAUCAGCGCAGAUGGGUCCUUGGAAGAGGACGAAAUGAUGAACAAGAGUCGACUUAGGAGGAUAUUGAAAAACAUCACCAAGCAGCCUAGGUAUGCUCGACCAAACACAGACGAUGUUCUCUUUGACCCAACGUUUCACCAUGUCAACAAAGGGGAAGAUUGCAGUGGAUGUGAGGCAUCUGGCGAAAAGAAGGUCACACCCCGCGCCGAACGUGAAGAAAGACCCGGGCAACCUGUGGUUCAUCGGGGCCUCAUACUCUCAGGCAGUGGUGUUGUCAAAAAUCCAGGCGACCGGGAUCGUUUGCGCCGGGACUGUGACGACGCAAUUUGUUUCGAAAUGGAAGCGGCUGGCAUCAUGGAUGAACUCCCUUGCCUCGUGGUCCGAGGAAUAUGCGACUACGCCGAUACCCAUAAGCAAGACGGCUGGCACUACUAUGCCGCAGCCGUCGCCGCAGCCUAUGGAAAGGCUGUUCUUCUCAAGGUCGAUGGUCAAGAUGUGGAAGAGACAAGGAGUAUGAGAGAAACGAUGGAGAAUCACACAGUUCUAGCAGACAUUCGAGGGCAAGCAUCAGCAACAAAGCAUGGAGAAAUCCUUGACUGGCUCGCCGGAAUCGACUAUGGUCCCCAGCAGAGCUAUUACCUCAAGAGAAGACAACCAGGAACCGGCCAAUGGCUUCUAAACUCGGCAGAGUUCAAGACAUGGGUAGAGACCAAGAAACAGACGCUCUUCUGCCCAGGCAUUCCCGGGGCGGGGAAGACGAUCCUCACAUCUAUUGUGGUGGAGGAGCUCACUGCUUACUUUGAAACUGAUCAGAACGUCGGUGUUGCAUACGUCUAUUGCGACUUCCAGCGGCAAGACGAGCAAAAUGCCGAAUUAUUCCUCGCGAAUCGCGGUGAUGUUAUUAACCAUUUGUAUAGGUUCCUCCUUGCGCGACUUCACCUAGAAUCCCUCAAACACAAGACGACGCUAUCCGACCUGUCUGACGCCUUGAAGAAGCUCCCAAAAGGAGAGGCUGCGUUGGCCGAGGCAUAUGGCGAAACUAUCAAGAGGAUCAGGAGCCAGAGUAAGGACUUUCGGCUUCUUGCUGAAAGGGUCCUUUCACUGCUCACUUGCUCAGAGAGAUUACUCACAAAGCUGGAGCUCCAAGACGCUCUUGCCGUAAGGGCCGGCACUACAACACUUGACAGAGACAAACGGCCGUCCAUUGGAAUCAUAGUUGAUGUAUGCGCGGGGCUAGUGACAUUCGAUGAAGACAGCGGUGUUCUCCGCUUGGCUCAUGAUACGACACGAACCUACUUGGAGACCCAUAUGUUUUGCAUCAAACCCCAGCAGGAUCCUGCAACUCUGCAGGACCCCAUGAUUUUCGACACCCAGAAGAACCAUGAUGCGAUGGCCGAAGCUCAAAACACUGCUACAAUCAUAUGCGUUACCUACCUCUCAUUGGAUGAUUUUGAGAGCGGUUUCUGCCCAUCGGAUGAUGAGUUUCAGGAACGACUGCGACUGAAUCCGCUCUACGUCUACGCCGCAAAGGCCUGGGGUCACCAUGCGAGGAAGUCUUUGACUUCACGCCAGGAAGUAUUGGACUUCCUAGAGUGCCAGGCUAAGGUAGAAGCAUCGAGCCAGGCAUUGAUGGCUGGGAAAUCAAUGUUUAGCCAGGAUGUUCCAAAGCGAAUGACGGGACUUCACUUGGCAGCAUAUUUUGGGGUUUGUGGGGCCGUAAAUCUCCUCCUGCGACGACUGCAUAGUGUGAAUCUCAAAGAUAGUUACGGCCGAACGCCGUUAUCAUAUGCCGCCCAGGAGGGGAACGAAGCCGUUAUCAAGAUACUGAUC
This is a messenger RNA of Fusarium vanettenii 77-13-4, 2082 nucleotides long. RefSeq lists its product as uncharacterized. Gene Ontology annotation, molecular function: protein binding; catalytic activity. Gene Ontology annotation, biological process: nucleoside metabolic process. The transcript is spliced from 3 exons. The annotation marks the transcript as partial. NCBI's taxonomy places the organism in Eukaryota, Fungi, Ascomycota, Sordariomycetes, Hypocreales, Nectriaceae. The record is from RefSeq and is a predicted model, not a curated record.